AUGGAGCAGCAACACAACAAGAAGCGCACACAUUAUGAAUUCGAAGCGAGCAACAAGUCACAAGCGCCCUCCUAUGGUCCUCCGAACGGCAAGCCAUUCUUCUUCUCAGACAUGCCAUUACCGCCAACGCCAUCAACAUCGCCCUUCCGAGCACCGUCCUUCACUACUCCCCGCAAGAUCGAUGUUGACUUCUCCUCUGGACCCGAGAACUCGUCGCCUGUGGAAGCCGACAACGAAGAGACACCAGAUGGUAAAUUCGAAUUCAAGGCUAGUCCGCCAAAAUCCACAAAGUCCACCAAGCGGAACUCGCUGUUUGGGAUGUAUGGCAGAUUCGCACCUACAUCAUCACGAAUCACACGACCCUUCAGCGAUGUGCUGGAACGGAGAAUACACAAGAGAAGGCGGAGAGCUCUCGAUAAACAGCAGAUGGUGGUUGUUCGACGAGACAGCGACGUUGCAUCCAGCGACGAUGAGCCCAUCACGGUCGUGAGGCGAUCACCAUCCAAACAGCACGACAAAGCACUCCCACCUCCGCCACCACAACCAGAGCCUCACGCUCUCUCCAGCUUCUUCUCGCUGCUGAGCUCAAACCCAGACUUGCCCGCCAUCCUCUCCCGCUACCUUCAAGUCUUCUUCAACUUCGCACUCCUCACAUUCUUCGGCUGGAUCAUCUUCUCCUUUUACCAAACAGUCCGAGCCGAUGUCGACCGCGCUGGAGACGAAGCCGUUGCUGUGAUCAUCUCGGAGAUCAAGGACUGCAAUCGGCAGUAUCUGGAGAACAAUUGCAUGAAGCCUUUGCCUGCGCUCGAACAGACCUGCUCGAAUUGGAAGAUCUGCAUGGAACGCGACCCUCAAGCCGUCAAGCGUGCCCAACUGUCGGCACAGACGUUCGCCCAGAUCUUCAACAGCUUCGUCGAGCCCAUCAGCUUCAGAACUCUGGCAUUCAGCGUCAUUAUUGUGGUCACCUCUUUCGUCGUCUCGAACGCUACCUUCGUCUACUUGCGGCGACCGCACGACAACUACCAGAGCCAUCCUCCUCAAUACAUGUCUCACCCGUCUGCGAGCUAUCAGCAUCCUAGCUAUGCCGCACCUCCAGCUCAAGUGGGCUACAUGCCCAACACACCUGCGCUGCCGUACGAACCGCAGACGCCUAGCACAGAACGACGACAGAACGAUACUGCGUGGGGCGAGAAUAGGCAGAUUGAGUGGCACCAAAGCCCAAGCAAAGGACAAGGAGCGAGGGGCCGGAGUCGUAGUCCGGAGAAGAGAGCAUACUAG
Molecule: messenger RNA, 1278 nt
Organism: Cyphellophora attinorum
Lineage: Eukaryota; Fungi; Ascomycota; Eurotiomycetes; Chaetothyriales; Cyphellophoraceae
Product: Nucleus export protein brr6
Exons: 2
Coding region: 1-1278 (425 amino acids)
Biological process (GO): lipid homeostasis; nuclear envelope organization
Cellular component (GO): nuclear membrane; nuclear envelope
Source: RefSeq, a predicted model, not a curated record